CCGGCAUCCAACCUGCUGUCGCCGCGGCCAGGCCGAGCGCAGCAGGCGCCACGCGCAGAGCACACGCUCGCGCUCCAGCUCCCGGCCUCCGCCGUUCAUGACCGUGACCCCCGGACGCAGGCUCCGCCAGCCUCUGCCGCAGGCUCUUCGGCCACUCCCAGCCGCCGCAACCCCCCCGCCCCCCAUCAAGUGCUGUGAAGCUAGCCUGAGCCCCCCCCCUGCCCGCUGCCCGCUAGUGGCUGCCCGGCUCGGCUGGCACCAUGCUGCCCGCGCGCGUCCGUCUGCUCACGUCCCACUUGCUGCUCGUGUUGGUGCAGCUGUCCCCGGCCGGCGGCCACCGCACCACUGGCCCCAGGUUUCUAAUAAGUGACCGUGACCCUCCGUGCAACCCCCACUGCCCCAGGACUCAGCCCAAGCCCAUCUGUGCCUCUGAUGGCAGGUCCUAUGAGUCCAUGUGUGAGUACCAGAGAGCCAAGUGCAGAGACCCAGCCCUGGCCGUGGUCCAUCGAGGUAGAUGCAAAGAUGCUGGCCAGAGCAAGUGUCGCCUGGAGAGGGCUCAGGCCUUGGAACAGGCCAAGAAGCCACAGGAGGCUGUGUUUGUCCCUGAGUGUGGCGAGGAUGGUUCCUUCACACAGGUGCAGUGCCAUACGUACACAGGGUACUGCUGGUGUGUCACCCCAGAUGGGAAGCCCAUCAGUGGCUCUUCUGUGCAGAAUAAAACUCCUGUAUGUUCAGGUCCAGUCACCGACAAGCCCUUGAGCCAGGGUAAUUCAGGAAGAAAAGUCUCCUUUCGUUUCUUUUUAACCCUCAAUUCAGAUGAUGGCUCUAAACCCACGCCCACGAUGGAGACCCAGCCUGUGUUCGAUGGAGAUGAAAUCACAGCCCCCACCUUAUGGAUCAAGCAUUUGGUAAUCAAAGACUCUAAGUUGAAUAACACCAAUGUAAGAAAUUCAGAGAAAGUCCAUUCUUGUGACCAGGAAAGACAGAGCGCCCUGGAAGAGGCCCGGCAGAAUCCCCGAGAGGGCAUUGUGAUCCCCGAGUGUGCUCCUGGUGGGCUCUAUAAGCCAGUGCAAUGCCACCAAUCCACGGGUUACUGUUGGUGUGUCUUAGUGGACACAGGGCGCCCAUUGCCUGGGACUUCCACACGCUAUGUGAUGCCAAGUUGUGAGAGUGACGCCAGAGCCAAGAGUGUAGAGGUGGAUGACCCUUUCAAGGACAGGGAGUUACCAGGUUGUCCUGAUGGGAAGAAAAUGGAAUUUAUUACCAGCCUGCUGGAUGCCCUCACCACAGACAUGGUUCAGGCUAUUAACUCAGCAGCGCCCACUGGAGGUGGGAGGUUCUCAGAACCAGACCCCAGCCACACUCUGGAGGAGCGAGUGGCACACUGGUACUUCAGCCAGCUGGAUAGCAACAGCAGCGAUGACAUUAACAAGCGGGAGAUGAAACCAUUCAAGCGCUAUGUCAAGAAGAAAGCCAAGCCCAAGAAAUGCGCUCGGCGCUUCACCGACUACUGCGACCUGAACAAGGAUAAGGUUAUCUCACUGCCUGAGUUGAAAGGCUGCCUGGGUGUUAGCAAAGAAGGUGGUAGCCUUGGCAGCUUCCCUCAGGGAAAACGAGCAGGCACAAACCCAUUCAUCGGACGCCUCGUCUAAAGAGCAGAAGAAUCAAAAGGCCAAUGGAGAGUCCAAGGAGACUGGACUGACCAUCAGACACCUAACUCUCAGCGCUGCCCGUGGCCCAGCCACAGCCCAUGUAACAUAAGUGGUGCCCGCCAUGUUUGCACUUUUAAUAACUCUUAUGUGUGUGUUUUGUUUCUGGUUCCAUUUGUAAGCACCAGUUAUCUAACACCACAGCGGGAACAGGAAAGGGAAGAAAAACUGUUUAUGCUCUUUUAUUGAUAAAGUUUUUUUGGAUCUGCUACUGACAACUUUUAGGUUAUUGGGGGAGGGAUGGGAUUGAGAAGAAAGAGAUUUAUAUACUGUAUAUAAAUAUAUAUGUAAAUUGUAUAGAUCUUUUGUACAGGCAUCGACAUCACUGUUUGUCCCUUCCCUUCCCUCUACUUUCUCUGGACUCACAGUCCAACUCUCUCAGACGACAUCCUUAGCGUACUGAGUUCACUGCAGAUGGACCCUGUUCCUCACAGGAGCUCUGUGCUCGUGCUGUGGACAGCACAUUUUCUUCUGGUGGGAAGAGGGUCGAUGCCAUUAGCUGUCAAAGUCCAGUCACUUGGCCGUUGGCUGGAUAGGAGGGGAGCCCAGCUGCUGUGAUGGCCAGCAUGGAUUCCCAUUCUCUGGUGGCCCACGUGCCCUUUCUAUCCAGAUCCCUUGGCAGUCUACGGUAAAUAACGGAGCAAGGUCUGCUUGAAGGGGUUGAAUUUGGCUACUUUAAACAUUCCCAUCUAUGUUUAGCGCCUCCCCCAUGUAGGACAAAUUCCUAAGCAUGUGAGGAGGACAGGGUUUUCCUUCAGCAGGUGUUUAGCAUCUGAGGAAAUGGUGACGAGGACAGAAGACUUGAACCAGCUCUUCUGCAAACCCACAAGAGUCUCCAUAAGCAUGUCAUUUCCAACACUAAAGUCAGACUAGGUUUUACUUCAGUGCUCUCCCUCCAUCUCUUGCCCUCAUCCUCACUGAUUGGGUCAGCCACCUUGUUGACCAAUACCGGAGUUGCCUUUAUUCCUCCGGGAUUCCUCAUGGACUUCCAGAAUUCUAGAAUUCUAAAAUUGGCAUGGCGUCCCUUACCUUUGCUUCCCCAGGAGGAACAGGAGCAAUGACCCAGCAAUAGGGCAAUCUAGGCUUUUGCACAGAGUGUCACCUGGAUUGCAUCCAGGCAGAUAAGCAGCCUUUUCUGUCUAGGUGCCAUGCUGAUUCAGAUGUCCUUCUGUCAGAGCAGCAAAUGACUCUUAGUGGCGCCUCCCAUGGUCAGCCAUGAUGGCAGUGAGGAAGGCCAGGGCUGGUGCUUUUGCUGGCUAUCUUGGCAAUAUGCCUUGCCUGGGAUUCCAUCUCAGUACCCUGUAAAUGCAUCCACCUUGGUAAACCCUGUUCUAUCUUGGGUCUGGAAGGCACUGGCCCCAUAAUGCUGCCCACAUGUGGGGAGCAUCUCAGGGCUUGAUUUGAUGAAGUCUUGGCUCCAGAAGAUUCCUGCCGUUCUGGUGAAAGUCACACACGUUGUCUCACAAUGACCAGUGACAUGUCCUGCCCUGACAUGGUAAGGUGGAAAGAAUGCCUUCUCUUGGAGCCUUUGAGCAGAAACACCACAGCAUGGUGGAGCUGGAUGGCCCUCACAGCAGACUCCAUCCUUGUUUCUUGGCCUCAAGGAAAUGUGCAGAGAAGCCAAUUUCUUUCUCACAGAUGGGCGUAGGUUGUGCUGUGUGGUUUUCCCUUGGGGAGGCGGGAGCAAGGAAAAGUAUUUGUAGCUUGUUUUAUAAAAAAUAAAAAUGGCUAAACCUUGGCA
Arvicanthis niloticus (Nile rat) is the source of this 3450-nucleotide messenger RNA. NCBI's taxonomy places the organism in Eukaryota, Metazoa, Chordata, Mammalia, Rodentia, Muridae. The record is from RefSeq and is a predicted model, not a curated record.